AUGAAGCUUAACCACAUGUGCUUCAUUUUACCAGCAGAAUCUGUUGAGAUGGAGAUGGUGGAUCACAAGCAAGAGGUCCAAGACCAUAGGCAAGCUAAGAAAGAUUCAUCUGAACGCCAUUGUGGGGCUCGGAUUCUUGGUUUCCUUAGUGAAUUACUUCAGGGGUUCUUUGACUCAAAAUGGGUGAGUUUUUGUCACCAAGAAGAACUGAAAAAACAACCCUCAGGCUUGUUCCAGGACAUGGAAGGAGUCCAAUUCUCAGAAAAGAUUGGUGGCGACAAUCCGAGGAUAUUCAGCUAUGCUGAGCUCUACAUAGGAUCAAAGGGAUUUUGUGAGGAUGAAGUUCUUGGCAGUGGAGGGUUUGGGAAAGUGUACAGAGCAGUUUUACCUAGUGAUGGAACAGUGGUUGCCGUGAAAUGCUUGGCAGAGAGAGGAGAGCGGUUUGAGAAGACAUUUGCGGCUGAGUUGGUGGCAGUGGCUCAUCUCCGCCACCGGAACCUUGUCCGCCUCCGUGGAUGGUGUGUUCAUGAAGAUCAGUUGCUUCUUGUCUAUGAAUACAUGCCCAAUCGGAGUCUUGAUAGAAUACUCUUCAAAAGACCAGAAAAUAUGGCGUCAACUACUCUUACUUGGGAGCGUCGAAGAAAGAUUGUUAAAGGGUUGGCAGCUGCGUUGGUCUAUCUCCAUGAACAGUUGGAGACUCAAAUCAUACACCGAGAUGUGAAGACGAGCAACGUGAUGCUUGACUCUCACUAUAACGCGCGGCUUGGUGAUUUUGGCCUGGCUAGGUGGCUCGAACACGAACUUGAGUACCAAAUUAGGACACCAUCAAUGAGGAAUCACCAGUUUCGGUUAGCAGACACGACCAGAAUUGGUGGAACAAUUGGGUAUCUACCACCGGAAAGCUUCCAAAAGCGAAGCAUUGCCACUUCAAAAUCUGAUGUUUUCAGCUUUGGGAUUGUGGUUCUAGAGGUUGUGUCAGGACGAAGAGCGGUGGACCUCACAUACUCAGAUGACCAGAUCAUUUUGCUUGAUUGGAUCAGAAGGCUUUCUGAUGAUGGGAGGCUUUUACAAGCAGGGGAUACUAGGCUUCCAGAUGGGUCUUACAAGCUUUCUGAUAUGGAACGGUUUGUUCAUCUCGGUCUUCUCUGCACGCUUCAGGACCCACAAUCCCGGCCUAACAUGAAAUGGGUUGUAGAAGCACUUUCUGGAAAUAUUCAUGGCAAAUUUCCGGAUCUCCCAUCAUUUAAAUCCCACCCGCAAUACAUUUCUUUGUCUUCCCCAACCAAUAGUAGCACUAGCAACACAACCAACACGAGGUCCACCACCAUCAUCACGCCAGCACCACCACCACAGCAGCUGCGUCAAUUCAUCAGUCUUUUUCACUGCCACGGGAGAAACCAUAUAUGCAAGUGCUGA
This is a messenger RNA of Ilex paraguariensis (yerba mate), 1416 nucleotides long. The record is from the annotation of a GenBank genome assembly. Lineage: Eukaryota; Viridiplantae; Streptophyta; Magnoliopsida; Aquifoliales; Aquifoliaceae.